Messenger RNA from Heteronotia binoei (common prickly gecko), 2147 nucleotides. RefSeq names its product TATA-box binding protein associated factor, RNA polymerase I subunit B (gene TAF1B). The record is from RefSeq and is a predicted model, not a curated record. Bases 83 to 1849 code for a protein of 588 amino acids. Gene Ontology annotation, cellular component: RNA polymerase I core factor complex; RNA polymerase transcription factor SL1 complex. Gene Ontology annotation, molecular function: RNA polymerase I core promoter sequence-specific DNA binding. NCBI's taxonomy places the organism in Eukaryota, Metazoa, Chordata, Lepidosauria, Squamata, Gekkonidae. Gene Ontology annotation, biological process: RNA polymerase I preinitiation complex assembly; nucleolar large rRNA transcription by RNA polymerase I. The transcript has 15 exons.
GUCGGUUACCAUUUCUCCUCUCUCCUCCGUAUGGCUGAGCCGUUGCCACGGUGAUUGACGGCGGAUUUGGUGAGGGCACGCAAUGGAGGACGAAGACGUGAGAGACUACAAAGAACCCUGUCCCCAGUGUUCAGAGGUCAACUGGGGCCUUACAGAUGAAGGCACAUUUUACUGUAGAUCCUGCCACACUCUUAUUGAGCGGACUAGGGAAGUUAUAAGUGGAGAUGUUACUUCAAAUGCCAGAGGACAGUCUAUCUCUAGAGGAUUAAGAAAGAAAACCCAAUUUGAGAAAGGCUGGGAAUGGUACAUCUGUGAAGGAUUUCAGUACAUACUCCAGAAGCAAGCUGAAGCACUGCAGUCUUUAGGCGUUUCUUCACAGAUAAAAGAUGAAGUUCUGUGGAAUUUAUGGAAAAAAUAUCUUCAGAAGAGCAGGCAGCCAUAUUGCGACAAAUUGCCCAGUGAUGCUACCAGUGAUGCCUUACCUCAGGCAUCCGACUCUGGAAAUGAAGUGAACACAGAACUGGAUAUUGUUAGACUUCUUGGCUUGUCUGGAAGUGAUACAGACCUAGUAUCUGAAUCUAGCAUUGGAGAGACUUCUUUUGCAUCAGGAAUGUCUGACUGGUCUGGAUCAGUAGAUGGGAGCUUGUAUUUACAGAACAAGAAGAAAGGGAAAGUGAGCAUGUCAAUGCCAAUGACCCUGGCCUUCUGCUAUAUGGCAUUGCUAUGGUUGAGGGAAUCCAUUACAUUAUCAGAUCUUUUAAGGCUGGUAAUGGAUGGUCACAUUCCAUACAUGAAUGCUUAUACAGAUUUCCCAGAGGAGAUGAAGGUGUAUGUGACUGAGUUCAAGAUCUUCCAUGUAGAGUCGUGGCCUGUUUAUGAAGAUGUUCAUAAAAAAAUGCAGUUCCUUGCAACAUACUUGGAGCUACCCCGUUUUCCAGAUAUAACAGAUGGCAGUUUCUUUCAUCCAAACAUUCUCUGUAUGAAAUAUUUAAUGGAAGCCAACUUGCCUGAUGACAUGCACAAUUGGACUUGUAGAGUGGUCAAAGAAAUUGGUAUUGGGGAAGUGGACUUUCUGACACUUCAGCCUGGGAAUAAAACUGUCCGGAAAGUGAAAUAUGACAUUAUCGCAGUAGCUGUUGUCAUAGUGGUGCUGAAAAUUCUUUUUGUGCUGAAUGAUGAAUAUGAAUGGCAACUUUCGAACCACGCUGAAGAGAGAAACAAAAAAAGAAAAGAAGGCUGUCCAGUUUUCGAUAUCAAAAGAUGGUACAAGGUUGUAAAGAAGGCUAUGGAUGUGGAGCAAAAGAAACUGGAGGAAGAAAGAGUCAGGUAUUUAUGGAGAUCCAAACAGCCGUUCUUCUACAUACCCAGAAAAAAGUGUGUCGCUCUGAAGAAAAGGCAAAUGGUAACAGUCCUUCAAAGACAGUUUCGCUCACUGUCUGACACUGUGGAGUUUACUGAGAAGAAAAAGCCUUCAAGUUUCCAUCUUCACUGGACAGAAGACGACCCAGAAAGGCCUUGUUUUCAUGGGCAUUGUCUGGAUGGAAUUUUGCAACAAGAGGGCCACAUCCUUAACAUUCAUGGCACAGAUUAUUGGUUGUGUACAACGAAACUGUGCAAGGAGAAGGAAUGCGGUCACCUGGCACACUAUAAAGAGUCAGACUUUCCUCAUACCUACCGGUUUGUGUUAAGCCUGUUCUCUUUCAUCCUAAGGGUCCAGCCCUCUCUCAUCCAUGAAGAAGUGUGUGUUGUAGAACACAGAUUCUUCAGAGGUCUAGAAUCCCCCAGGAUAAAAAAGCGGAAAAAAAAAAAACAUUGGCCAAAACAACAAUGUGAAGACCUCCAUGAGUGAUACAGCUCAUGUAGUUGAUUUGGUGAACACCACUGAAAGCAGAGGAUUGGACUGAGAUGUUCUCUUUGCAGCUAUUUUGUACAUGUAAUUUAUAUAUAUAAGAAAACUGCAUAAGGGGAGAGAUCUUGAUACUAUGUUUUAUCAAAGUUUCUUUUUUAUAUAAUAUAAAUAACUUUGUAAUGUUUUGAUAUAUCUGUAUGCAUUCUGAUCCUUUUUUCAUUUUAAAGGUAGCCUUGUUUUCCACUGUAAAAAUGAAUCCUUAAUAUAUUGGAAUUAAAAAUUCUUGCAUACGUCUUCA